AUGAAGACAGUAUCGAAUAGAGAAGGCAUGGUAUAGAUAUAUUCUCAUACGAGUAUCAGUUAUUCUUGUAUUAGGAGGUUUAAUUAUAAUGGACUAGGCUGACUAUGCACACAUAAAUACGGAAGAAAUAAAUAGUUCUACUUAUAGAACUAUCAUAAUCUGCACUUUCAACUUAAGCAAAGAUUUAAUCAUCUUCCCAUCUGUAAAUGCUGUGAAAGACUACUGCAAAACUAAAGAUUUACCAGAGGGUUGCGAAGAGUAUAAUCUGAUUUUGCAAAAGCAGUACAAUGGACAAGCUAUACCCUUACUUGAGGUGAAAUUCAGCAAAAGCAAAACAUUUGGUUCUAAAAAGCUCUUCACUAUUGAUAAAUUCCUAUCUGUUCCUCGGGAGUCAAACAGACUAUUUGAUAAAAGCAUUGACAGAUAUACAUUCUGCAGUGUUUAUAAAAGUUCCGGCAAAAAGCAUAAUAAGUACACAUUCAAAUUCGAACCAGAUCCUCGGGAUCUGUCCAAAACCUUCGAGACCUAUUUGUAUUAUCAUAGUAAAGCUCACUUUGGUGAUAUACCUAACAUAACAAAUCAUUGGGAAAAAUUUAGAUGGAUCCUUACUAACAAAUACCCAAAGCAUAAGUACACUUACUCUUUAUUCCUAUUAGAUGAUGGUCAGCCCUCAAUGACUGAUAACAUGGACGCAUCUAAAAUGGAAUUGGAUCCUAAAAAUGUAUUAAUACAGAGCAAACCAUGGAUGGAUAAAACACUUCAUUCGUCUAAUGAAGUAGCUACAUUGUUACAUUUGAGUGAUAAUCAUGCAACGAGGGGUAUUAGACAAGUAGCUUGUUUAAGGAUUCAUAAAUCAGAUUACCUGCAAGGCUUAGAAUCUGAUAGUAUAUAUUCCCUAAGCACCGAAGAAUUGACUUUUAUAACUACAUCUAUUGCCUCCAAAUAUACUUCAGAAAAGAAUACUUCAUUAAGCAAUUCAAUCCCAACUUCGAAUAAGAUGUUGGAUAAUUUAACAUUAAUAGCUUAG
Molecule: messenger RNA, 1027 nt
Organism: Debaryomyces tyrocola
Lineage: Eukaryota; Fungi; Ascomycota; Pichiomycetes; Serinales; Debaryomycetaceae
Source: the annotation of a GenBank genome assembly